Chaetomium globosum CBS 148.51 is the source of this 2781-nucleotide messenger RNA. RefSeq lists its product as uncharacterized. The transcript has 2 exons. NCBI's taxonomy places the organism in Eukaryota, Fungi, Ascomycota, Sordariomycetes, Sordariales, Chaetomiaceae. Bases 1 to 2781 code for a protein of 926 amino acids. The record is from RefSeq and is a predicted model, not a curated record.
AUGCCGCUGUUCCUGGGUCAGACUGGAGGGUCCCUGGGAACAGCGGGGUGUGGAGCAAUGACCUGUCAUCUUGGACCUUUGUUGCCUGAGAGAGAUCUUCACGUCGAAGACGACCUUUCUCCCUUGGCCAGCAUUUCGUCUUGGACAAACUCGGCGAAAUCCGAGUUGUCAGAAUUUGGUUAUCGUUGCCACGCAAUCCCGCUUCCAUUGCAAGCAGGACCACCACCCACAUUGGAUUUCCAAAGAAACGCCAUCAACACCAUUUCGUUGCAGGCGUCUAAACCAAGGCUUACGGAUCUUGGUAACAAUUGCGGCAUCCCUGACGCCGGUUUGUUUCUCACUCCGCCCGACCACCGUGAUACAUCCGUACCGAUGACCGGCAUGGCCCGACACGGCUCCGUCGGUGCCUUCAGCGGGUUCUCCGUUUGCCAACCGGCACUCGGAGCUUCCCUGCAGUGGCUCCCCGCGAUUGGCACCGCGGAACUCGACGACAUGAUCAACGCCUUCCUUCCUGGCCCCGCCUCUAUCCAGGACAAGCGUGCUCACAUCUCCAUGGACUUUUUUGAGUUCUCCCGACAGACCGGUGAGAACUUCAAGUUUUACCCCGUUCCUUCGGGGUCCUUCACUCCGGUGACAGCCUCGCCGGCCACCUCCGCCCUCUACGACUCGGGCUACGCAUCGAGCUUCAACCACUCUCCUGUCCUGUCCGAACAGGGCUCCUGGACCCAGUCCCCUGCGCCAUUUGCCCCUGCGGCAUCUGGGUCCAAGCCGCGUUCUUCUGCAUCCAAGAGGUCCAGCACCUCUAGCUCGCGGCAGCAGACAGUGGACUUCGCCAACCACCCCGGAAUGCGUAUACUCACCAAGGAUGGCCGUGAUGUGACGAAUUCGGCUUCCCGAGGUUGCAAGACCAAGGAGCAGCGGGAUCACGCCCAUCUGAUGCGGAUCAUCAAGGCGUGCGACGCCUGCAAGAAGAAGAAGGUCCGCUGCGACCCCAGCCACAGGAAGCGGAACGCUUCGCAGACGUCCGCAACGCAAACCGAGCAGAAGCCCACCAAGAAGGCAAAGAAAGCAGAUGAGCCAGCCCCCGUAGCAGUGGCCAAUGCGGCAGCCGAUUUCACUGCCGCAGACCCUUUUGCGGCCGAGUCCCUCUCCUUCCCAUCCUUCGACAUCGGCUACCCCCAAGACUCGGAGGAGUUCUGGAACGAAUUCGUUGCCCUCGACCAGGAGCCAGUCGCGAUUGCUCCCACAUCCACCAUUGACGACUUGUUUUUCGACUCGUUCACCGACGUCCAGAGCUUCUUCUCGCCAACCCCCGGCUCCACCGCGACUUCACCCUCUCAUAUCCUCACGCCAAUUACGCCAGAACGUUCUGACGCAUCACCUGCCAUUGCAUCUGACUACGCAAUUGGCGCCCCUGGCGAGUUCUCGCUCGAGGACCCGGCCGUUCCUUAUCUCAACCCGGGUGUCGCUCAUGGCACCAACUACCUGGACUUCAACCUUUAUUCGCCAGGCCCUGAGCUGUUUGACGAAGACCCUGUUCUCCAGAUGAGAGACCUCGGGAGCCAACAACAUUCUCCGCAAUCGACUAGCCCGGGAACUCAACAUUCCGCCCAAGCCUCUCCCACAUUGACGUCCGAUGUUUCCCAGACAAGAUCAACCGGCGAACUACAUGGUGGUGAGAACCACACAGUCACCGCCGUGGUUCAUGAUGAUGCCUGGUAUUAUGAUCCUGGGGACACGCUCCACGACAAACCACAGCCCAGCGCGCAUCACUCACCCACGAACCUGCAGUUGAGCACCAAUCACAAUAGGGUAAUCGACGACGGAGAUAGCAGCCACAGCCGCUACAGGCAUAUUUCUGGUGGCAACUCGGACGCCUUUGCUACUCUCAUCGUCCAGUCAUCAGUUUCUCAGUCCUCGGCACCGACCGUACUCGGCAGCGUCACCAGCACCAGCACUGUGGUUGCCAAUGUCACCCAGUCGUCGGUUAGUCCGACCAGGGCACCUCGACCCAGGAGGGUAACAUCAGCAUCAGCACCCCCUGGAGGCGCAUUGGCACCGCCUGGUCGCUCGCCUGCCUCGACCCAGGUUUCUCAGAAUGGCAAGCUUGACGUGUAUGCCAAGGCAUCGCCGUCGACUGCCGCGCCUGAUCGUGGAUCAUUAGGGUGUACAACCAAGACGGCAACCGAGACGGCCUUCCAGCAAUAUCACAAGGUCGUUGGCAGCACCGCACGUGCUAGUUCGCUACGCUUCGUGCAGAGCUGCACAAAGGGCUUCAAGUCGCAGCAACUUGUGACUCGCCGUGCAUCCGGAUCGCCCACCCCUGAAGACGAAAAGCAUGCCACGCAGCAGGCCACUGCUGCAGUCAAUGCCACUUUGGCUACCAUGUUGUUCUCGACCCUGCCGAAGCGGCGCGACGUCGCUGGGGAAGAUGUGCAUCUUAACGCAUUCUUCUUCCAGCUUGCCGUGUUCGGUCUUGUCUCUUUCCUCUGUGCCUCUGCGUUGCAAGCACACCUGGCAAAUCAAGUCAACCUCGUCAACAUCCUUGCCAUCACAAGCAUCUCACUGGCCCGGCUAGCACCUCGGUGCUCCGGGCCGUCGAGCGCGACAUGGGUCGCCUCGGAACCCUUGCAACCGCCGACGCCCUCUGGCAUCCUCAACAACGUCAAGUUGAAAGUCCAGUCGGUCGUCACGGGCCUGGAAGAUCUCAAGUCUUCCGGGUCUUGGCGGGCGAGAAGCUCCAUGCCUCGCCUGCCAACGGUGCGACUGCUGAGGAUAUAA